AUGACCGAGGCACGGAGUUCCCGAGCCUGGAAGCGGCGCAUGAGGGAGUCAGGGAGAGCACCAAGGAGAACGGUGCAGGCGCGGGUGUCAGCAGCUGUCCAGGCGAUAAGUUUUGGGGUGAAGGCAGCCAUGUCGUCUUUGUAUUUGGCGACGAUGGCGAGCCAUGAUGGACGGCUGCGGGUGGACCCGCAGUGGUCACGGAGGAGAGCGGCGCUGGCGGCAGCGGCUGGCGAGGCCGCGGCGGCGUUGGCGCGGAGGCGGCGUCGAGGCCGCGGAGGGGAGUGGCGCGGGCGGCAGCGGCUGGCGAGGCCGCGGCUGCACUGGCGCGGAGGCGGCGUCGAGGCCGCGGAGGGGAGCAGCGCGGGCGGCAGCGGCUGGCGAGGCCGCGGCUGCGCUGGCGCGGAGGCGGCGUCGAGGCCGCGGAGUGGCGCGGGUGGCGGCGGCUGGCGAGGCCGCGGCGAGGCGGGCGCGGAGGCGGCGUCGGGGCCGCGGAGGGGAGCGGCGCGGGCGGCGGCGGCUGGCGAGGCCGCGGCUAGGCGGGCGCGGAGGCGGCGUCGGGGCCGCGGAGGGGAGCGGCGCGGGCGGCAGGCGGCUGGCGAGGCCACAGCUGCGCUAGCGCGGAGGCGGCGUCGAGGUCGCGGAGUGGCGCGGGCGGCGGCGGCUGGCGAGUCCGCGGCGAGGCGGGCGCGGAGGCGGCGUCGGGGCCGCGGAGGGGAGCGGCGCGGGCGGAAGGCGGCUGGCGAGGCCGCGGCUGUGCUGGCGCGGAGGCGGCGACGAGGCCGCGGAGGGGAGCGGCGCGGGCGGCGGCGGCUGGCGAGGUCACGGCUGCUCUGGCGCGGAGGCGGCGUCGAGGCCGCGAAGUGGCGCGGGCGGCGGCGGCUGGCGAGGCCGCGGCGAGGCGGGCGCGGAGGCGGCGUCGGGGCCGCGGAGAGAAGCGGCGCGGGCGGCAGCGGCUGGCGAGGCCGUGGCGAAGCGGGCGCGAAGGCGGCGACAAGGCAGCGGAAGGGAGCGGCGCGGGCCGCAGCGGCUAGGGAGGCCGCGGAGCUGGACGGUAGAAGGAAGCAAGUGAGUAGGGUGGGGGCAUGGGUGUGUGUGCAAGUAGCACCAGAUUUGGUAGGGAAGAACGAGAAGGUGGGGGCAUGGGCGGAUGAACCAGAAGCGGCAGGCACGGAAGGGAAGGACGAGGAGGUGGGAGCAAGGGCAGCAGCAGAAGGGGAAGAGAAGGACGAGAAGAAGGGGGCAGGGGCGUGUGGACUGGUAGCAGCCGGCGCGGAAGGGAAGAACGAGCAGGUGGGGGCGGGAGCGUGUGUAACAGCAGCAGCGAAGGUAGAGAAAAAGGAAGUGCAGGUGGGGGCGGGAGCGUAUGUAACAGCAUCAGCGAAGGUAGAGAAAAAGGAAGUGCAGGUGGGGGCGGGAGCGUAUGUAACAGCAGCAGCGAAGGUAGAGAAAAAGGAAGUGCAGGUGGGGGCGGGAGCGUGUGUAACAGCAGCAGCGAAGGCAGAGAAAAAGGAAGUGCAGGUGGGGGCGGGAGCGUGUGUAACAGCAGCAGCGAAGGUAGAGAAAAAGGAAGUGCAGGUGGGGGCGGGAGCGUGUGUAACAGCAGCAGCGAAGGUAGAGAAAAGGGAAGAGCAGGUGGGGGCGGGAGCGUGUGUAACAGCAGCAGCAAAGGUAGAGAAAAAGGAAGAGCAGGUGGGGGCGGGAGCGUGUGUAACAGCAGCAGCGAAGGUAGAGAAAAAGGAAGUGCAGGUGGGGGCGGGAGCGUGUGUACCAGCAGUAGCAGAGGCGGAAGGGAAGGACGAGAAGUCCGGAAGGAAAAGAGGCCGUGAAGACAGUAAGGUGGAGUAA
This is a messenger RNA of Closterium sp. Naga37s-1, 1845 nucleotides long. The record is from the annotation of a GenBank genome assembly. NCBI's taxonomy places the organism in Eukaryota, Viridiplantae, Streptophyta, Zygnematophyceae, Desmidiales, Closteriaceae.